AUGAAGGGUAGUAUAAGUAAUUCUGAAUGCUCAAAAACAACCCUCUCAAACCAAAACAACGGCGAAAGUGAGAGCGGAGAGAAUGAUGACGAUCAAAUUAGUAAGCCUAACAAGAACAAUGGAGGAUUAAGCUCGAGCAACAGCACGGUGGAGGAGAGUAGUGAGAAGAAAUCGUCAGUACGGCCUUAUGUUAGAUCCAAGGCGCCAAGGCUCCGGUGGAUGCCCGAUCUUCAUCUCCGUUUUGUUCAUGCUGUGGAGAGGCUCGGUGGACAAGAGAGAGCAACCCCAAAAUUGGUUCUUCAGCUGAUGAACAUCAAGGGAUUGAGUAUUGCCCAUGUCAAGAGCCAUUUGCAGAUGUAUAGAAGCAAGAAGAUUGAUGACGCCGGCCAAGUACUAGCCGAUCAUAGGCAUCUUGUGGAAUAUGGAGACAGAAAUAUUUACAACCUCAGUCAACUUCCUAUGCUUCAAGGAUACAAUCAAAGACAUAAUUCCAGCUUCAGAUAUGGAUUCGACGACCCUUCUUGGAGUUCUUAUGGAAACUUGAGACAAUAUCCCAGAUCAGAUGGAUUUUAUGGCACCACAAUCUUUGGUAGCACUACAACUAGCAACUGGAGUAGUACAAUUCCUUGCAGCUUUCCCACAAGGAAUAAUACUAUUUCCUCUUUGAUCACCGAGAACUCAGCUUGGAAAACUCAUAAUAAACAGAAGAAUGAUCACCAAUCUCCCCGCCCUCAAACCCGAUUAAGUAUCCCAAAUGAUCUCAAUGCUGUAAAACAUUUGCAAGCUGUUAAUAAUGCUCCUAGAGAAUCCGAUUCGGUAACUACUAUACAAGAACAAAGCAAGAAUUUGAAGAGGAAGGCUUCAGAUUGCGGCGAAAACCUUGAUCUAGAGCUGUCUCUUAGGCUAACUUCAAGAAAUAAUGUUAUGGAUCAUAAAAAGAAGGAAAGAAGUGCUUUUGGAGAGGACGAAGUUGAUAGUAGUUUGUCUCUGUCAUUGUCAUCGAAUCCCUCCUCAAAGCCAAUUAGAAGGUUGAAGGAACAAGCUGCUGAUAGUAGUUGCAAGGAGAUGAACGGAAAGAGAACAAGUACUCUGGAUCUGACUAUAUGA
Morus notabilis is the source of this 1107-nucleotide messenger RNA. Its product is annotated as two-component response regulator ORR22. Gene Ontology annotation, molecular function: DNA-binding transcription factor activity; DNA binding. The transcript is spliced from 5 exons. The record is from RefSeq and is a predicted model, not a curated record. Lineage: Eukaryota; Viridiplantae; Streptophyta; Magnoliopsida; Rosales; Moraceae. Bases 1 to 1107 code for a protein of 368 amino acids.